Messenger RNA from Rana temporaria (common frog), 5868 nucleotides. RefSeq names its product dynamin binding protein (gene DNMBP). Gene Ontology annotation, biological process: intracellular signal transduction. Gene Ontology annotation, cellular component: cytoplasm. Gene Ontology annotation, molecular function: guanyl-nucleotide exchange factor activity; protein binding. Bases 85 to 4839 code for a protein of 1584 amino acids. NCBI's taxonomy places the organism in Eukaryota, Metazoa, Chordata, Amphibia, Anura, Ranidae. The transcript is spliced from 17 exons. The record is from RefSeq and is a predicted model, not a curated record.
CUCUCCGGGCGGGGUGGCGGCUGGCUGGACUGACUUUGCUGGAACCUCCGAAGAGAGUGUGUGCAGCCUGGACUGGGGGCAGGGAUGGAGGAGGGCUCAGUAGUUCGUGCAAUCUUUGACUUCUGCCCCAGUGUGUCCGAGGAACUGACGCUCUUUGCCGGGGACGUCAUUGAAAUUCUCAGUGUAAUAGAUGAGUUUUGGCUGGUGGGGAAUAAAGAAGGGAUCACAGGACAAUUUCCUGCCAGUUUUGUGGAAGCUCUGAACAUCCCAUCUGUGAAACAUGGAGAAAAACUGUAUGUCUCCAUCAGCGAUUUCUCCUCCCAUGAGCCCGGAGCGCUGUGUCUGCAGAGAGGGGAUCUGGUGGUGCUGGAAGGGUCUCUGGCUUCAAGUUGGUUACAAGGAAGGAACUGUUGGGGCUCCAGAGGGUUUUUUCCCCUUUCCUGUAUCCAGGAAUUCUACCUUUCCUCCAAAAGCCGCCAGCUUUGCCAGAAUCUGGCUAUAGAGCUGCCGAGUUAUGCCAUUGGGCAGGCCCGGGCAAUAAUGGGCCUUUCUGCACAGCUGGAAGAGGAACUAGAUUUUCGGGAAGGAGACCUCAUCAUAAUCACUGGAGUCCCAGAACCUGGCUGGUUUGAGGGGGAGCUGAAUGGAAGAAGAGGAAUUUUCCCAGAAGGCUUUGUGGAACUCUUGAACCCUUUACGAGUUUUGGACAGUGUCCAAUUCACUAAUGAUAGAAACGAGUUUGGUCAUGAUAAGGAAAUAGCCCAGUUCCACAUAGAACAUCAAAAGGACACAGAUAAAAUGAUAUUGGAGGAAGAAGAAGAUGGUACGUUUGCCAUUGCCCUUUAUAGGUUCCAGGCUAUGGAGCAACGGGAACUGGACUUUGAUGUUGGAGACAGAAUUCGUAUUAUUAAAACAAUGGAGGAUGGGUGGCUGGAGGGCGAGUUGUAUGGAAAUAGGGGGAUCUUCCCUUACAGAUUUGUAAAAUUUGAGACUACAGAAAAGUCUUCUCAGGAGGAACAACUGAUUGAAUCUGAAAAUUUCGUUUUGCAAACUCCAAUAAGUUAUCUUGACAUAUCGUCUUCCUAUGAUCAACCUGCAACAGAUCCCCUCUAUUGGGACGUUCACAUGGAGGACAGUCCACAGUCCACAUCUAAUGAUGCCCAGGAGAAAAGGCAAAGUCAAGAAUCCUAUUUAAAAAGAAACAAUGGAAUUAUGCAAAGCGAAUGCGACGCAAACAAUGCUUCUUCAAAACCCCAGCUACCGCCUCGCCCACAGAAUAAACUGUGCACUCCUCCAACAUCACAAACUGGUGGGCAAAGGUCCAACGAACAUAAUUCAACUUCAUCGGUGAAUGAGGACAGAAGGAAGAGGUCGUUUGUUUCAAAUGGGUCACAAGAAAAAUGGUUUUCUAAAAAGGCAUUUUCUAUGACGACUGAAGAGAUUCGUCUUCAGAACAACACCAACGAAAGGUCGAAAAACAAGAAUAGGAAAAACAGUCUUCCUCUUCAAGACUUGGUUCACUGGGUGGAGGACCAUCGGCAAAAGACAAAAGCUUCUUCUCGCACAAAAGACAAGCAUGGUGACAGAAGUUCUUGGUCAACUCCAUGGCCAACUAGUCGGGACAGCCCAGCCAAUGACGAACGUAGAGGCAGCGGUGGGUCUGAUUUGAUUGAUUUAGACUCCAAGCUUUCCGAACAGCUUUCGCAGUUUGAAAAGAGCGUCUCGAAUCCAAAGACGAAUGGUAAUGGUAAGGUCUCCCGGCAUUUUUCUAUCCUGGAUUUCAACUCUGAAACCGACAUUAUCCGGGGGUCACCACAGCAAUCCAGAGUGCAAAAAUCUCCUGAAAAGAAGAAAACUCUGCGGCCUCCUCCUCCACGUCCUCAUCAGAGAGCUAAUACAUCUCCAGGUACAUCGUAUUUAGUUCCACCAAGACAGAAUUCAUAUAGAAGGGAGUAUGUGGAAAAUACACCCCCGGUUCAAUCCCUGAAACCUUCCAGACCUGCUCCAUUACCCCCACCAAACAGUCAAAGAAAUACUCCAUCUCCAAGGCCAGUACAAGGACAGGAAACCCUACUGGAUGAAAGCCCUUAUGACGGGUUCUCAAUUUCCAGUGCUCCUGAUGAAGCUGACACAGCAGAAGACUUGGAAGAAAUGGACAAAGAUCGGCCUUGUCCUUUCUUACUAUUGAAGAUUGAAGAUGUAGAACAGGAAUUGGAGAUCUACAGGAAAACUCGAGAAGAGCUUUGUUUGAUGCUCGAGGAUGACGAGCAGGAUGAGGAAACGAGAGCAGAAACUAUUGAGAACUUGGAGUUUUGUGACUCCAACAUUGAAAGCUUGGAUGUGGAGCUGCAACAACUUAAAGAUAUGACUCUGUUGUCCUCGCAAGACGAGACCUUGGAGGAGACGCCAUCUGCUGCGUCUGCCACCGAAAACUCGGAGACGAGGAUGCUGGAGAAGAGGUCGAAGGUCAUUGAGGAGCUGUUACAGACAGAGCGGGACUAUCUCCGAUCCCUGGAGACCUGUGUGGAGCACAUCAUGAUUCCCCUGCAGGCAACACAGAUGACGAAUGUGGAUUUUGAGGUAUUAUUUGGAAAUAUCUAUUCAGUGAUUGACGUUACCAAGAAUUUAUUAGGAGCGCUGGAGAACUGCGACUCCGUGGGUUUGAUAUUCCUGGAGCAGCGGGCAGAGCUGGAGCCUGUAUAUAAGGAGUAUUGCCAGAAUCAUGAAGAGACCCUUGCAUUGCUGGAAACCUAUGAUAAAGACGAAAAGUUUCAGAGACACCUCCAGGAGUGUAUGGAGACUGUGAAGAGUCUGUACCAGGAAUGGGGGUGCACCAAUUACAUAAACCUGGGCUCCUUUCUUAUUAAGCCGGUGCAGAGGAUCAUGCGCUAUCCUCUUCUUCUCAUGGAGCUGGUUGGAGCAACUCCCGACUCCCACCCAGACAAGAACCCCAUUAAAGACGCUGUGCGGGCAGUCAAAGAAAUUAACGUCAAUAUAAACGAGUACAAGAGGAGAAAAGAUCUGGUUGUGAAGUACCGUAAAGGUGAUGAAGACAGUAUAAUAGACAAGAUCUAUAAACUAAAUAUCCACUCAAUCAUCAAGAAAUCCAACAGAGUCAGCAGUCACUUGAAGCAUCUCACAGGCUUUGCUCCUCAGAUCCGAGAUGAAGCCUUUGAAGAGACCGAGAAGAACUUCAGAAUGCAAGAAAGACUGAUCAAGUCCUUCAUCCGAGACCUGUCUGUGUACCUCCAGCACAUCAGGGAAUCCGCCUGUGUGAAAGUCCUGGCUGCCAUGAGUAUGUGGGAUUUGUAUGCAGACAAAGGAACCAGUGACCUGGAGAGGUUUCAGAAAGCCCAUCGUCAGAUCAGCGAGAAGCUCUUCACCGAGUUUAAAGAAAGAACGGAGAAGCUAGUCAUCUCUCCUCUCACCCAGCUCCUCACAAUGUUUGCCGGCCCACACAAGCUGGUGCAGAAAAGGUUCGACAAGCUCCUGGACUACCAUAACUGCACCGAGAAGGCUGAGAAGCUGAAGGACAAGAGGACCUUAGAUGAGCUUCAGUCUGCCAGGAAAAACUACGAGGCUCUGAACGCCCAGCUUCUGGAUGAGCUGCCCAAGUUCCAUAACUACGCCAAGGAGCUGUUUGCGAGCUGCGUGCGAGGCUAUGCCAAUGCCCACUGCGACUUUGUGAAGCUCGCCUUGGAGGAGCUGAAACCUCUGCUAGGUCUGUUGGGCAUUGGUGGGAGAGAAGGGAACAUCAUCUCCUUAUUCCAGGAGGAGCACACUAAGGUCCUAGAACAGCUCCAGGUCUUCACCUUCUUCCCAGAAAACCCUCCUCCAGCCAAGAAGCCUUUUGAGAGAAAGACUAUAGAGCGACAGUCUGCUAGAAAGACCGUACCAAGUCCUGCCAAAUACAUCCCACAGACAGAUGAACAUCGGGCGCUCUUACUGGCUCGUUACCCACCAGAAAACCUCUUUCAGGCAGACCGCAACUUCAAUGCUGCUCAGGAUUUGGAUGUGUGUGUCCAGGAGGGGGACCUUGUUGGUGUUAUUAAACAACAAGACCCGAUGGGCAGCUAUAACCGAUGGCUGGUAGAUAAUGGAGUCACAAAGGGAUUUGUUUACAGCUCAUUUCUGAAACCAUAUAAUCCUCGGCGCAGCCACUCGGACGCUUCCAUCGGCAGCCAUUCCUCCAACGAAUCUGGCUACGGUGGCUCCUCUCCUAUUUUUUCAAGGCAGAACAGCAACAGUACUUUAUCCAUUAACCCAAUUAACGCCUCUGUUACCUUCACCAAUGCCUCCGCCGCAAAAAGCGUGGACUCCCCAGUAACGAGCAGCAAUCCAUUGGACCCAUGUGCUCCAUCCAAAGCCGGACCAGCUGUGGAUGGAACCUCUAAAAGGGCCAGCGAAACAGACUCUGGAAUAUCAACCCAGGCACUGGAGAAGGAGCAGAGACGAUCGAGAGAAAGCUUGAACGACUCUGCCCAACAGAUGGAACCUAAAAGACGGGCCAACCAGCCGGAAAGUGGAAGUAACUCAACAUUACCAAGCAAUGGAGACAAAGGACACGUCUCCACCAAUCGCAGGCUCAGGAAGAAGGAGCCUGCUACAGCAACGGAGAAAGAACAAGAUGGCUCUGAUCUAGAAGGGAACCAGGUGUAUUAUGCAGUAUACUCCUUUAGAGCACGCUCCCCCAACGAACUUUCCAUAUCGUCCAAUCAGAGACUCAGGAUCCUGGAGUUCCAAGACAUGAAUGGCAACGACGAAUGGUGGUUUGCUGAAGUGGAAGGGCGGCGCGGGUACGUGCCAUCCAGUUACAUCCGGAAGACGGAGUACACGUGAGAGGGUCGCCCCGCACGCGCCCGUACCUGGAUUUCACAUCACCUAGAGAACAUUUGUGCCUUUUUUUUCUCUCCCCCCAGGAUGAUGGUUUUCAUUUGUUUGCUGCUGAUAUCACUUGAACAAUAUUUACAGAGAAUGUGGUUUUUCUACUCUAGAACUUGGAAUCAGCUAGUACGUCCAGAGCAGAAGACAGGAUUUUGCUUGCAUUAACCAGACUUGGUGCAUUUUACUGACUCAAAAAGUUAGCAAAACGGGGCGGAGUCGGGAACAGGCCUAUUAGGCAGAGACGUGGCAUUGAGGGGAGUGGCUUAAAGCUGUAGGACUACAAUUCCCAGAAUCACAGCCAAAGCCUUGAGGGGCCACUUCCUUCAUGAUCAUUGAAAAUGGGGGUCAUUUAUGAAUAUGGGGGGGUGGCAAAAAUGUAACUGCUGUUCCUGGCGGCCAGUCAGGUUCUUCGUUUUUGAACAAACCAGGGUUCUGAUUGGUUGCAUUAGGUCUGCCCCAGUGUGUUCAGGCAGAGCAGAUAGUCACAGGCCUGUGCUGUGAUGGAGUUUUGUGUAUUAAAUACACUGCGAAUGUACAACAUCCUUCCACUUAACAAUCCUUUUUAUUUCUGAUAUAGACAUUAGAUAUACAUGAUAGUAUAAAGGUGCAAAGGAGUGUGCAAAGCAAAUAGGUUUUUUAUUUUUGUUCCUUGUUCUGGGUGUCCCACCAAUCCAAUAGCACAUAUUACUGCGCAUUGAUUGGUUAGAUGUCUCCGUGAUAAACACGCCUACAAAGGGCAUUCGUCCAGCUUGUGAUUGGCUCGCACACAGCAGAGCAGGCAGCACUUAUGUUCAUAUUUUUUUUAACUUUUUACCUUAAAAUAAUUCCCAAAAAUAGAACUGAUCUGCUUAGGGCUCCAUUCACACUUGUGCGACUUGUCGUGCAAUUUUGGACAACAAAGGUUGAGGUUCCAAUGAUAACCAUUCAUAUAUGCGGGACUUAAAGUUGCAGCGACUGGGGUACUAAACUCGCAACAGUAAAAUC